GGGGCGAGCGAGGGGACGGCGGCGGCGACUCCGGCGAGGGACGAAGGACCCGGGGUGGCCCCACCCCCCCCGGCCCCCCCGAGGGGCGGCGCAGAGCGGCGAUGACUUGGCGCCCCCUGGCGGCCCCCGUGGCGCUCUUGGUGGGGACCCUGGCGGUGCUGCUGGUGACAGUGGCCGCUGACACGCGGGUGGUCGGUGGCCGCGCCUGCGUCCCCCACUCGCAGCCCUGGCAGGCGGCCGUGCUGGACAUGUACAAACUCUACUGCGGCGGCGUCCUGGUGUCACCGCGCUGGGUGGUGACGGCCGCGCACUGCACCACGCCGGGGGUGACCACGGUGGCCCUGGGCAAGCACCGGCUCUACGCGCGGGAGGUGGGCGAGGAGCGGCGCAUGGUGGCCCGCAUGGUGGCCCACCCUGGCUAUGACCCGUCCUCCAAGGACAACGACAUCAUGCUCCUCAAGCUGCUGGCCCCCGCCGCCAUCUCCGAGCGUGUCCGGCCCAUCCCGGUGGCCUCGUGCCUUCCCCAGCCUGGCACCACCUGUGUCACCUCGGGCUGGGGGGCCACCACCUCGCCCGAAGUGACGUACCCCGAGGUCCUGCAGUGCGUCAACGUCACCCUGUUCUCGCCGGCCGAGUGCCGCCGCUUCUACCCCGGCUCCAUCACCGACAACAUGAUCUGCGCUGGCAACAUCCAGGGUGGCAUGGACUCCUGCCAGGGCGACUCCGGCGGUCCCCUGGUGUGCAACGGGACCCUGCAGGGCAUCGUCUCGUGGGGGAUGGAGCGCUGCGGACAACCCCGGCGCCCCGGCGUCUACACCAAGGUCUGCAGAUACGCCCGUUGGAUCCAGGAGACCAUGGAGAACAACUGAGAGGUCCUCGGCCACCAGCGGGGACGGCGGCGGGGAUGGAGGGGACAUUAAAGGUGUUUGGUGGAAGUUGGA
Messenger RNA from Corvus hawaiiensis (hawaiian crow), 941 nucleotides. Its product is annotated as kallikrein-14-like. The transcript has 6 exons. Gene Ontology annotation, biological process: proteolysis. Gene Ontology annotation, molecular function: serine-type endopeptidase activity. The coding region runs from base 102 to 869 and encodes 255 amino acids. NCBI's taxonomy places the organism in Eukaryota, Metazoa, Chordata, Aves, Passeriformes, Corvidae. The record is from RefSeq and is a predicted model, not a curated record.